AUUAUUCCUCUUGUAAUGCUAUUCGAAUAAAAAGUUAUAUUCCUGCUACACGAUCGUUUUAAACGCGUAUUCAAACACAUAUCAACACAAUUAAGCUCUCACAUAUUUCCGUGAUUUCCCAACGACAAAUUAACUUAUUCACAGCCAAUUUACAACAAACUUUUUGCUGUGUCAUUUUAUGUUGUCAUUAUGUUGCGACAACUCAUCGAUGAUAAACCCUACACUACACAUUAAAGAGUCUGUCAAAUGUCAUUAAAUUUAUUUUGCUGUGUGUUGCGUCAAGUUGGUUUUAUCGUUCGGUUAAUUUAAAAUGUUUUGCGUAAUUCAAACAAAAGGCAGACGGAACAGCAAACCCCUAAUGACGGUUGUUCCGUCAUUAUGGGUCGAUCACAAAUCCGCUUAUUGGCCACCAUCCGGCCUCGUUACACUUUCUCAGAAUUCUGAGUCAGUUCCGGAUAAGACUACGUGGAAGAAAUCCAAAGCAAAGGUUUUGGGUCAGGCGACUUCAUACAAGGAAGCCGAGAUGGUAAUGUCCAGUUUUCAAAAACUGUCAGAUACGGAAUGGACUGAUGACACGGAGACACUAAAAAUAGCAAAGCCGAAGAAAGGGAAGUUCGAGUGCAAAGAGUACAGUUUGGCGGCACCGGAACAUAAUGUAAGGUGGAAUUCGUAAAGGUUAGUAAAAUAUACAACUUUUCAUUAUCAGGUGCCUGCUGUUAUUUUGCCAAGUCGCAAUACUCUACCCGAUAACCUCAAUUCAAUGCAAUAUCUAUUGUCCUCUACCACAGCGCCAUCGUCCCAACUGAUUCCGUCAUCGGAAGCACAGUCAUCGUCUUUCAUUCAUGCAGGAAUGCAGCCAAUGAUCGAAACAUCUGAAUUCGUCGAAUUCACCAACACGCCUAGCGGCGAGGAAUCUACGCUAAUCCAGCUGCCGGAUGGUACGAUCGCUCGGGUUGUCGCUAAUGACGCUGUUAGUGCCAAUGUGGGAUGUCCUGAUUCGGCUAAGAGACACGCGGAACCUUGCUGUCAAAUUGGAGACAUAUGCAAUCGACUCGACAGAAUCGAGAGGGAACUGAUUUUAUUGAAACAUGUCCCAAGCAAGAUAGACACGGUGUUAAAAUUUUCAGCGGACAUAAACAAAUUUCUGAUUUCGAGAACCCAAGUGGAGCAAGUUAGCAUUCAUCAAGAGGAAGACUUUUCAGCAUGCCAGAAUUAUUUGACAAUCAAUGAUAAACAAGAUCUAGUAGCGCUGGAACAAAAGUUAACCAACAGAGAUUUUGCUGCCAAGUUACUGCGAUAUUGCGAAUCGUUAUACAAUUUGUCGGGGAAGAGGGGAGGGGAAAACAAUUUUCAGAAUGUUUUUGAGGAAGACAGUCUCACCUAA
Topomyia yanbarensis is the source of this 1384-nucleotide messenger RNA. RefSeq lists its product as uncharacterized. The coding region runs from base 761 to 1384 and encodes 207 amino acids. The transcript has 2 exons. Lineage: Eukaryota; Metazoa; Arthropoda; Insecta; Diptera; Culicidae. The record is from RefSeq and is a predicted model, not a curated record.